GAGCAGGACCAAGCUCACAAAAUGGGCAGAAGAAAUGACCAUCCAUAUGGCAACUAUUUCAGAGGGAGAGGACACACCUAUUUUGCAGCAGAAGAAGCUCUGGGCAUUGGACUUUUCAUUUUGGUGCUGGCAGCUUUGCUGGCCUUUGGCUGCUGGUAUUACAAAAGACGGAGUGGCUAUAAAAGUCUGCGGAGCAAAAGCUCUAGUGUGAGCACAGCACGAAAUGUGGUAGGUGAGGGAGCAACACUGGACUGCAAAAUGACUCUGCAGGACUACAGAAACUUUAAUUCUGUGGUACCUGAUGCUCCACCAGCUUAUGACAAAAUUGCUGCAGAUCAGUCACCACCACCUUAUUCACCAUGAUAACAUGAAAUUUUAAACUCUUCAUGCUCUCUCUUAUUUCCCGUACAUGCUUAACUUUCUUAUAGCUAAAAUCAUAAAAAAAGGAAAUCACAUGCUUUCAUUAGGAGUUGCUGAAACUGCUUAGUUACAGACCUGGUUUUUGAAAUGCCUCAAUAAAUCUGAAUGUGCUUUUGGUUUAAGCUUUUCAUUUCUUGUGAUCAGAUUAAUACGCCAUGCUCUGGGCAUCUUAAAUCCUUCAUAGAUCUACCAAGUACAUAUUAUUCAGUAUCAAUCAAGAGUAAAAAGCGCUGGCGCCUUUAUUUUCAUCUUUCUCAUUUAGUCUC
Messenger RNA from Pseudopipra pipra, 686 nucleotides. RefSeq names its product melan-A (gene MLANA). Lineage: Eukaryota; Metazoa; Chordata; Aves; Passeriformes; Pipridae. The transcript is spliced from 4 exons. The record is from RefSeq and is a predicted model, not a curated record. Gene Ontology annotation, cellular component: endoplasmic reticulum membrane; trans-Golgi network; melanosome. Bases 22 to 363 code for a protein of 113 amino acids.